UCCCUGCUUUAUGGUUCUCUCUCUACCCAAACGAUUGUUGCGUGUCCCUCUCCACACUCUCCUAGCUUUUGCCGCUUUGGGACUGACUUGGGUCACCACCCAACUCUCCCCUCCCCGAGAUCAUCAUCCAGGAUGGAUCCUGCUGGACACAAAAGGCAGAAACUUGGUGAUGAGCACACUAGCUCACCAGGGACCCAGUCUCAGUCAAACAUCUUCCUUCAUAAUAGACGUCUUCGUCUUCAGUUUCUUGAGCUAUUCAGUGAAUUGAAGGCUGGGAGUGCCACAAAAGAUCUGAAGUCAAUCAACAUCAAACGGCGUGAACUUAUGGGCAUCAUAGAAAGGCUACAAGUACCAAUCCAACAGCCUAAUGCCAGUCCAGUGCCCAAAUUUUCAGACGCAACACUAUAUGACUCUGGACUAAUUGCGAGCAAUUAUAGUUCAGAUAAUGUUAUCAACUUGGAUGCAGACGAAGACAAUGUUGAAUAUCAUUCCCAAGCUAAUGUGGGUAAUGUUGGGGUUGAUUCUACAGUUUCAGCAGUUGAUUCUGACAACAAGGACAGGGUUAAAUCCUGUCGAGAUGAGAGUUCAUCCUCUAAUGAUAAUGGUAGUUACACCCAAAAGCACAUGCUGGUUGAGCAGCAAGUCGGGCAUCAGGAUAUCAUCAGGCUGGAUAAUUGCAAUAGCAGUACUGAACCACAUGAUUUAUUUAAGCAACCGAAGGAUGGCAUGGACACCGGCAAUGUUUCUGCUGAGGAUGAUCUUGAAGAGAAAGGGAAGAUUCGAAGAAUGAUAAAGAAACAUGUUGGUUCCUAUGAAGUAUCUUGUGAAAUUGUACAAAAUGAACCACAGAGCAAAGAGAGUAAUCAUCACGAGAAAGACAGCUCGGUUGAUGAGUUGAAUGAUCUUUGGAUGGGUAUGUCAGUUGCAUUGGCAUUUUCAGAGCAGAUCAAUCAAGUUAAUCAGGGUAUAGUUCCAAUAGAGAGCAACUGUGAGGAAACAGAGGAUGCAUGUAAUCAUGACUUCCUGUUGAAAGAUGAUUUGGGCAUUGUGUGCCGUAUUUGUGGUCUGAUCCAGCAGCGCAUUGAGAAUAUUUUUGAGCAUUCAUGGAAAAAGCACAAGCAGUCAUACAGAACAAACCCAGCAAAAAACAGAAAGUCUAGUGAUCCAGAUCCAACUGAGAAUCCUUUAGGUACUAAUCUCAAUGUGUUCCCUGAUUCUCUGUCAAUCCAUCCUCGACAUUCACAACAGAUGAAACCUCACCAAGUGGAAGGUUUCAAUUUCUUGAUCAAGAAUCUGGCAGAUGAGAACAAUCCAGGAGGUUGUAUUCUAGCACAUGCGCCUGGCUCUGGAAAGACCUUUCUGCUGAUCAGUUUUAUCCACAGCUUUCUGGCCAGGUACCCUGCUGGGAGGCCAUUAAUUAUGCUUCCAAAGGGUAUCAUGGGAACAUGGAAAAGUGAAUUUCUCCGCUGGCAAGUUGAGAACAUUCCUUUGUAUGACUUUUACUCCUCUAAAGCUAAUAGCCGGUCUGAGCAGCGUAAAAUAUUGAAAUUGUGGGAAGAAAACAGAAGUAUAUUGCUGCUUGGCUAUCAGCAAUUUGCACACAUAAUUUCUGACGACUCUUCUGAUAGAGAAACUGUAAUGUGCAGAGAGAAACUGCUGAGGAUCCCUAGCCUUGUAAUUCUAGAUGAAGGCCACACCUCAAGAAACGACCAAACAGACUUGCUCAGUGCACUUGAAACUAUCCAAACUCCUCGAAAAGUGGUUCUAACAGGAACCUUGUUUCAGAACCACGUAAGUGAGGUUUUCAAUAUUUUGAACCUUGUACGACCGAAAUUCUUGAAGAUGCAGAGAUCCCGUGCAAUCAUGAAGCGUAUACUAAAUAAGGUGGACAUGUUAGGGACAAGUGUGCGAUCGAAAACCAUCUCUGAAAAGGUUUUCUAUGAAUUGAUUGAGCAGAACCUUCAGAAGGAUUCGAAAACAGUGAGAGUGAUGAUUAUACAGAAUCUACGAGAACUUACUGAGAAUAUACUCCACUAUUACCAAGGUGAGAUCUUGAAGGAGCUACCUGGACUUGUGGAUUUCACAGUUUUGCUAAAUAUGAGUACCAAACAGGAAGAUGUUGUCAAGGGUUUGGUAGGGUUGAAAAGAUUUGAAGCACAUGCAAAAAGCAAUGCUGUUUCUCUUCAUCCAUGCCUAAAGGAUGUCAAGAAUGUUGAUAAGAAAAAUAGAAACAUCUGCAAAAGGAAGAUGGAUUCGAUCGUACACAGAAUUGAUAUCAAUGAUGGGGUGAAGGCAAAGUUCAUAUACAAUCUGUUGUCGCUUUCAGAAGCUGCAGGAGAGAAGGUACUUGUGUUCAGCCAGUAUGUGCGCUCUCUAAAUUUCUUGGAAACGCUGUUCACCAAAAUGAAAGGAUGGAAAGCAGGAGUUAACACUUUCCUGAUGGAUGGGGGUUUAACUCAAGAGCAGCGAGAGCAAGCAGUUGAGAGAUUCAACAGCUCACCUGAAGCUAAAGUCUUCUUUGGUUCCAUCAAAGCAUGCGGGGAGGGUAUCUCCCUUGUUGGUGCAUCUCGUGUUGUCAUUUUGGAUGUCCAUGAGAAUCCUGCUGUGAUGCGGCAGGCGAUCGGGCGGGCGUUCAGACCAGGCCAGUCUAAAAUGGUGUACUGCUACCGCCUCGUUGCUGCUGGCUCGCCGGAGGAGGAGGAUCACCAUACUGCGUUCAAGAAAGAGCGAGUGUCAAAGCUGUGGUUCGAGUGGAACGAGCUUUGCAACAACGAGGAUUUUGAGCUCACCAAGGUUGAUGUUUCAGACUGCAAGGACAUGUUUCUUGAAAGCCCUGUGCUACAAGAGGACAUCAAAUCCCUGUUCAAGAGGUGAAUGCAUGCGUUGGAUGCUGACAGAGUGACAAACAACUUGAUGGUACUGUUGACUAGUCUAAGUGCUGGACAUUUGUAGUUAACGAACUAGGAGAGGAAGUGAAGCAGGUUCUUUUUUUUUUAAUCUUCAAGCAGGGUUUAUUUUUCGAGGAAAAAAAAGUUGAUCAUUAAACUUAAUUAGGUCACAUUCAGUCUAGGAGCACAACAUGCUGUAUACAUCUAGGAAUUUCUGUUAACCAAACCUCAGCUGAUAGCUUGUCUGGCAUGUUGUGCCAAUUCAUGCGCUACUUUAUUUUGCUCUC
Panicum virgatum (switchgrass) is the source of this 3175-nucleotide messenger RNA. Its product is annotated as protein CHROMATIN REMODELING 35-like. NCBI's taxonomy places the organism in Eukaryota, Viridiplantae, Streptophyta, Magnoliopsida, Poales, Poaceae. Gene Ontology annotation, biological process: gene silencing by siRNA-directed DNA methylation. Gene Ontology annotation, molecular function: ATP-dependent chromatin remodeler activity; ATP binding. The record is from RefSeq and is a predicted model, not a curated record. The transcript has 6 exons. Bases 133 to 2874 code for a protein of 913 amino acids.